Messenger RNA from Paraphaeosphaeria sporulosa, 909 nucleotides. RefSeq lists its product as uncharacterized. The coding region runs from base 333 to 791 and encodes 152 amino acids. The transcript has 2 exons. The record is from RefSeq and is a predicted model, not a curated record. NCBI's taxonomy places the organism in Eukaryota, Fungi, Ascomycota, Dothideomycetes, Pleosporales, Didymosphaeriaceae.
CUUGCAAAAGGCGAGAUGUUCACAUCAAGAAGAAUGCUGGACAUCCAGCUAGACAAUGCCGAAAGAAAUAUUAUUUUUUAACCAGGGCUAUGUGUAAAUGUUCAAGACGGUUUUCCAGGUUUUGCGGGGUUGUUGCUCGCACAGGGCAACAGCUGAGACACGACCUGCUUCGCGCGACCUUGGUCCUUGGACAACGCACGCAAUGGCAUCAUCCUGGGAGGGGUACUCUCGAGCCUAUAAGACUGCUGGCCCUGCAAUCAGGUCCUGACUGCUAUUACUCAACGUAAUUCACAAAUACUUCUCCCAUCACCACCACUAGCACAGCGCGCAUCAUGGCUACCGAGGAAACUGUCCAGUUGAACGAGCUCCAUGCCCCGCAGCAGGCUUCCAUCGAUGCCUUCAACUCGAUCCUUCCUGACCUUAAGGGAGAGCUCGCCAAGCUGCGCCGUGAUCAUGACAAACACGAGCCCGAGUACUUCCGCGCAGUCAAGGACCUCUCCGAUGACGACCUUACAUCUUUCUCUUCCUCCGAUCUCGAGGCCGUCCGCGUCGCCGUCUCUGCGUACGGCUUACACCUCUUUGGCAAGGUCAAGAUCCCCACGUUGAACAACGCAUACAUCCACGUCCGCAUCUUCGGGUCCGCCAAGGACGGCACCGAUGGAAGCAGCGCCGAUGAGAGGGAAUACAAGCUUCACAGCAUCCACACCGAAGAGGUCGUCAAGGAUGAUGGUGAUCGUGUGUACAGAGCCAUCUUUGGAAAGAACGACGAAUUGGAGUGGUUUGAUACGUAAUUGAGAUACCCAUAGUGCGGAAUAGAUGAGUUAGGAGGCUAGUAGUAGUUCGUCUGACUGGACUGAACUGGUUUCCUGGUGUCGAAUGCAGCCUUUCGAACCUAGUGAAUACAAUCUC